Molecule: messenger RNA, 1792 nt
Organism: Ochotona curzoniae (black-lipped pika)
Lineage: Eukaryota; Metazoa; Chordata; Mammalia; Lagomorpha; Ochotonidae
Gene: FN3KRP
Product: fructosamine 3 kinase related protein
Exons: 6
Coding region: 144-974 (276 amino acids)
Source: RefSeq, a predicted model, not a curated record
GCCUGUGUCAAACACGUCUCUGUGACAAUGUUCCUUAGAAGGUGUUUUCAAGGGCAAGCGAGGGAAGACUUCCUUGAAUUAAGCUGGGCCUUGAGUUGGAAUCCUAGGCGUGACUGGGCUGGGAGGAACUGACCCGGCAAAAGAUGGGGGAGGCAAAAGAUGGGGGACUUGUGUCCCGGGCAGAGGCCAGAAGGAUGUUUGAAGGUGAAAUGGCCAGCCUGACUGCCAUCCUGGACACAGGCACUGUGAAAGUGCCCCAGCCCAUCAAGGUCCUGGACGCCUCGGGGGGCGGCAGCGUGCUUGUGAUGGAGCACGUGGACAUGCAGCAUCUGAGCAGUCAUUCUGCGAAGCUUGGGUCCCAGCUGGCAGAUCUACACCUUGACAAUAAGAAGCUUGGAGAGAUGGUCGUGAAGGAGGCUGGCACCGUAGGGCGGGGAAGCGGGCGUGCAGAGCGGCCCUUCGUGGACCAGUUUGGAUUUGAUGUGGUCACUUGCUGUGGAUACCUCCCGCAGGUGAAUGACUGGCAGAAGGACUGGGUCAUGUUCUUCACCCGGCAGCGCAUUCAGCCCCAGAUGGACAUGUUGGAGAAGGGAUCUGGGGACAGGCAGGCUCUGGAGCUCUGGUCCGCUCUGCAGCUGAAGAUCCCGGAGCUGUUCCAGGGCCUGGAGAUCGUCCCGGCCUUGCUGCACGGGGACCUCUGGGGCGGCAAUGUGGCUGAGAACUCCUCCGGGCCCGUCAUCUUUGAUCCGGCUUCUUUCUACGGCCACUCAGAGUAUGAACUGGCGAUAGCUGGAAUGUUCGGGGGCUUCAGCAGCGCCUUCUACUCUGCCUACCAUAGCAAGGUCCCCAAGGCCCCAGGCUUCGAGAGGCGCCUCCAGCUGUACCAGCUCUUCCACUACCUGAACCACUGGAAUCAUUUUGGGUCCGGGUACAGGGGCUCCUCCCUCAACAUCAUGAGAAAUCUCAUCAAGUGAGCUGCUCGAGGGGAGCCCAGUCCUCCCCAGAGCGCCCUGGGGCCCCUAUCACUUUCAGGUUUCUGUGUCAUCGUCAUGAAUUCUUCCCCACCUUCUCGCACAGCUGGAAUGGCUUAGGACCCACCAGCAGCUCCUUCCCAAGCCUGGCUGGUAAAGUGCACCAGGGGACAGGUUCUUGUCCCGAAGCUGCACUGUUAACGAUCAGAGUCGUGGCCUGUGAGGCCUGUGCCCCUGAGCCUCGCUGCUGUUCCAGAGACCUGGGAGAGGCCACAGCCUGGGGAGGGACCCAGUGCGCAGGGAAGCUGUAUGCCAGCUCUGCCUCCCUCAUAUCCAGGGGCGCCUCGUGAUGGGCAGGAUGGGUGUCCGAGGGCCCAGGGGGUGUCCUGCUGGGUGUCCGAGGGCCCAGGGCGCCUCCUGCCUGGGUGUCCGAGGGCCCAGGGCGCCUCCUACCUGGGUGUCCAACGGCCCGGGGGCAUCCUGCCCUGGUGUCUGAGGACAUUCCGUUUCUCUUCACAUUCCCUCCCGGCUGUUUGUGUGCUGCUGGCUGGCUUUGCCAAGCUGGCUGCACUCUGCAGCAUCCCAGGUAAGUGCACAGCACUGCUGGGCCAGCCCCUCUUGAGGCCGCCUGGCCAGAGUUCCCUUGUGGCAUUCCACCUGUAUCUAUUUGCUCAGCAGCCUUUGCAACCCUAACCCAGAGGCACCCGACUAGAUUUCCCUCGCGGCUUUCUACCUGUAUGUGUUUGCUCGGCAGCCUUUGCAACACCUUGUGGCAGCAGACAAGUACAGGUUGUUUUCUGAAUAAAGAAGGCGCAGGUGCA